Messenger RNA from Myzus persicae (green peach aphid), 2635 nucleotides. It is a transcript of the gene Plod, whose product is annotated as procollagen-lysine,2-oxoglutarate 5-dioxygenase 2. Gene Ontology annotation, cellular component: endoplasmic reticulum. NCBI's taxonomy places the organism in Eukaryota, Metazoa, Arthropoda, Insecta, Hemiptera, Aphididae. Gene Ontology annotation, molecular function: L-ascorbic acid binding; iron ion binding; procollagen-lysine 5-dioxygenase activity. Gene Ontology annotation, biological process: peptidyl-lysine hydroxylation. Bases 197 to 2407 code for a protein of 736 amino acids. The transcript is spliced from 16 exons. The record is from RefSeq and is a predicted model, not a curated record.
UGGUUAUCUAUAAAGGUAUACUUGUCUAUGGUCGACAGUCGUACAUGUGCGGUUGUCUGAUAGUGUCGUAGUAGUUUUAAUUAACAAUAAUUGGCGUAUAUUUAAGUGUAUCGACUCAUUUGACUACGGCACACGCCGAGCUACUAUUUACAACACUGUUAUGUAUUUUAUAAUUAAUUGAGUAGUCAUCAAAACGAUGAAAACCACCCCGUUCGGCGUUUGCAUAGCCGUCUGUGCCUUGUUCUUCGCAUUGGACUCAGCGUCCGCCGAAAAAGACGUGAGCGCCAAAAGUGAUCUUAAUUUGCUUGUGCUCACAGUAGCUUCUGAAAAAAAUGAUGGUUUCAAGAGAUUCAUUGAUUCUGCUAACCUAAAUGGCCUUAAAACUAAAGUGCUUGGUGUUGAUAAGCCAUGGCAAGGAGGCAACAUGAAUAGUGUUGGUGGUGGUUACAAACUAAAUUUGUAUCUUGAAGCAUUAGAGCCUUAUAAAAACAAUGACAAUUUAGCAGUAUUACUCACUGAUGCGUAUGAUGUUGUACUUUUAGCUAACAGCAGUACAAUUCUAAAAACAUUCACUGAAUUUGAUUCUUCAAUAGUAAUUUCAACCGAAAAUAGUUGUUGGCCCGAUAGAAAAUUAGCAGACAAAUAUCCUACUGUUGAUCUAAAUGGUUAUAGAUUUUUAAACUCUGGAGGUAUAAUUGGUUAUGCUAGCCAAUUGUAUAAGCUUCUAUCAGAGAAGCCAAUUAAAAAUCUAGGAGAUGAUCAAUUGCAUUUGACUAAUUUGUAUUUAAAUAGCGAAUUACGUGAAAAGCUUAACAUUAAGUUGGAUAAUUAUGCAAAAUUGUUUCAGAAUGUCUAUCUUGCUGAAGACGAUAUAAAACUGAAACUUGUAAAUAGAUCAUAUGUAUUGGAAAAUAUUAAUUUUAAUACUCAACCAGUUGUUAUUCAUGGAAAUGGAUUGUCUAAAAUAACAUUCAAUAGCUACACAAAUUAUAUUCCAAAUAAGUGGUCUCCUGAGAGUGGCUGUAGAUCGUGCUACGACAACAAUCUAGAUCUUUCAACGCUCAAGGAAGAAAAUUAUCCAAAAGUGCUGUUAUCUAUAAUAGUUGAUAAACCAACUCCAUUUUUUGAUGAGUUUUUAGAAAAAAUUGAAAACAUUGAUUAUCCAAAAAGCAAACUGUGUUUGUCUAUAACUACACUCGUGGAAUAUCAUAAAGAGCACGUGGAUAAAUUUGUUUCUAGAAUAGGUGACAAAUAUAAUGGAUCAUUUGUGUUUCAUAAGACUGCAGAAGAAAACAUUCAUGCAAGGCACUUUUCAUUUUCAUUAUGCACUAGCAAAUUAUGUGACUAUUUAUUUUACAUUGAAAGUGAAGCACAUUUAGAUAAUCCACAGACAUUAAAAACAUUAAUUCAACAUAAUAAAAAAAUUAUUGCCCCUAUGCUCACACGACCAUUUAAAGCUUGGUCUAACUUUUGGGGUGCCUUAUCUAAAGAAGGAUUCUAUGCUAGAUCGUUUGACUACAUGGAUAUUGUCAAUUACAAUAAAACAGGGAUCUGGAAUGUACCUUAUAUAAGUAGUUGUUACUUAAUGAAAGGUACAAUUUUGGAAAAUAAAUACACUAGGCCAUCAUACAAAGAAGAUAACUUGGACUAUGAUAUGGCAUUUAGUAAAUCAUUAAGAGAAAAGGGGGUUUUUAUGUAUAUUGAUAAUCAAUAUACUUAUGGGCAUUUGAUCGAUUCAGAAUCAUUUGAUAUUACUCUUAAAAAUCCCGAAGUAUACCAAAUAUUUGAAAACAGAUAUGAUUGGGAACAACGUUAUAUUCAUCCAGAAUAUAUGGAAAAUUUCAAUCCAGAUAAAAAACCUGCUGAGCCAUGCCCAGAUGUAUUUUGGUUCCCAAUUGUAACUGAACAGUUUUGCCAAGAAUUCAUUGAAAUUAUGGAAAAUUUUGGUCAAUGGUCUGACGGUACAAAUAACGAUCCCAGAUUGGAUAAUGGAUAUGAAGCUGUGCCAACAAGAGACAUUCAUAUGAAACAAGUUGGGUUACAAAAUGUGUGGCUAGAGUUCUUAAGACUAUUUGUUUCCCGAUUACAGGAGCAUGUGUAUCUUGGCUAUUACUCAGAUGGCCCUCCUCGUUCUCUGAUGAACUUUGUCGUCAAAUACAACCCACUUGGUCAGGCUUCACUGAGGCCUCACCAUGAUUCUUCUACCUAUACCAUCAAUAUAGCUUUAAAUUCUCCUGGAAAAGAUUAUCAGGGAGGUGGCUGCCAUUUUUUGAGAUACAAGUGUAAAGUUACAGACAUGAAAAAAGGUUGGAUGCUAAUGCACCCGGGACGGCUCACCCAUUACCAUGAAGGACUUGAAGUCACCAAUGGCACAAGAUAUAUUAUGAUAUCUUUUGUUGAUCCUUAACAACAUUGGCAUUUUUGAGAUAUAUACAACAGUCAAUAACUAGACGACGAACAAAUAUUUUUUUUUACAUCCUGUGUUUUACUUUUAGAUUUUUUACAUUUGUUGAUUUUUUUAUACCCAAUUUAACCGAACAAUAAUUAGUCAUUUAGUUAAUAGGUGAUUUUAUAAUCACAGACAUUUUUAAAUUUAUUUUUAUAAAAUAUAAAUUAUAAUAGAUACCUCAAAUUA